UGGCAUGAUGGUUCUAUAUGUGCAAGUAAUGGAUCAAAAUGACAACAGUCCAGAGUUCAAUAACCUCCCAUAUCUGGCUACUGUUCCAGAAAAUAUUAGUGUGGGUGCUAGUGUCUUCCAAGUAAAUGCAUAUGAUAUUGAUGGUGCUGAUUUCCAACCAAUCAGAUUGAGUAUAAUUGAAGGCAAUUAUGGUGCUGUAUUUAGGAUUGAUGAGACUGGGACUGUGUUUGUUAAUAACAGCCUGGAUAGGGAGACAACGAGUUUAUAUGAACUAGUAAUAGCAGCUACAGAUAAUGUUCAAGAUCCUGAUAACAGUCGAACAUCAACUACAACCUUAACCAUUACUGUGUUAGACGUCAAUGAACUACCAAUUGAGUUUACAAAAUCACUUUACUUUGGACGAGUACAAGAAGGCCAGCCUACCGGAACAUUAAUUCAAAUGGAGACAGGUAUUUCUGCUGUAGAUGGAGAUACAGGUUUAGGAACUGAGAUCACCUAUACCCUACAGGGUCGAGGGUCAACACUUUUUAGCAUAGAUCCCAUGACAGGUGUGAUGACAACUGCAUCGGUGUUGGAUUACGAGCAGAUGGCGUCUUUUUAUUUCAACGUGAAAGCAGAGCAGAGUGGAGGAGAUUUUGCAUAUGCUACCAUUAAUAUUACCGUGGAGAACAUCAAUGAUGAGGUUCCAGUAUUCACAUCUGAUGUUGUUAAUGUAUCUGUUGCUGAGAAUUCUAUGCCAG
This is a messenger RNA of Anneissia japonica, 740 nucleotides long. Its product is annotated as protocadherin Fat 4-like. The annotation marks the transcript as partial. The record is from RefSeq and is a predicted model, not a curated record. Gene Ontology annotation, cellular component: plasma membrane; catenin complex. Gene Ontology annotation, molecular function: cadherin binding; calcium ion binding. Lineage: Eukaryota; Metazoa; Echinodermata; Crinoidea; Comatulida; Comatulidae. Gene Ontology annotation, biological process: homophilic cell-cell adhesion. The transcript is spliced from 6 exons.